GAUCGGGGGUUGUUGGACGGUCAGGGACUGCAUGGUUGUCUACAGGAACACCUCUCAUGUCCGCUGUCAGUGUCAGAGACUGGGCACCUUCGGUGUGCUGAUGGACAGCUCACACAGAGAGCAGCUGGAGGGGGAUCUUGAGACCCUGGCCCUGAUCACUUACUCCUGUCUGUGCCUCUCCAUGAUGGCCCUCCUCUUCAGCGUCCUGGUGCUCUCCUGCCUCCGAGGCCUCAAGUCCAACAUGAGAAGCAUUCAUUCAAACACAGCGGCGGCCAUGUUUUUGUCGGAGCUGGUGUUUCUGCUCGGGGUCAAUCAAACGGAACAACAGUUCCUGUGUACAGUCGUCGCCAUCCUCCUGCAUUACUUCUUCAUGUCCACGUUUGCCUGGAUGUUCGUCGAGGGGCUUCAUAUCUACCGCAUGCAGACGGAGCAGCGCAACAUUAACUACGGUGCCAUGAGGUUCUACUACGCCAUCGGCUGGGGCGUGCCCGCCAUCAUCACAGGCCUGGCUGUGGGCUUGGACCCAGAGGGAUACGGAAACCCAGACUUCUGUUGGAUCUCCAUCUAUGACAAACUCAUCUGGAGCUUUGCUGGUCCGAUAGCCAUCGUCAUACUGAUGAACGGAGGGAUUUUCAUGAUUGUUGCCAAGAUGUCUUGCAAUUCCUCUCAGAAGGAGACCAAGAAGCUCCCUGUCAUAGCUACUAUUCGCAAUGCCUUCUUGCUGUUGCUGGUCGCCACCUCCACCUGGCUGUGUGGUCUGAUGGCUGUGAACAACAGCAUCCUGGCUUUCUAUUACAUAUUCGAUGUCCUCUGCUUAGUCCAGGGUCUGUCGGUGAUGCUGGUCUUCACUUUGUUCAACUCAGAGGUCAAAGAGGCCUGGAGCGUAGCCUGUUUGGGAAAAAAGAGUCCCGGAGAGGACCCACCAAGACCAUCGCAGAACACUGGUUUGUGACUGACCUAGAUACAACUUUCUACGGACCAGUGAAACCCUGCCUGCUCUUAAGCCCACUUUUAAAAAG
Messenger RNA from Notothenia coriiceps (black rockcod), 1019 nucleotides. RefSeq names its product cadherin EGF LAG seven-pass G-type receptor 3-like. The transcript has 8 exons. NCBI's taxonomy places the organism in Eukaryota, Metazoa, Chordata, Actinopteri, Perciformes, Nototheniidae. The coding region runs from base 32 to 952 and encodes 306 amino acids. Gene Ontology annotation, molecular function: G protein-coupled receptor activity. The record is from RefSeq and is a predicted model, not a curated record. Gene Ontology annotation, cellular component: plasma membrane. Gene Ontology annotation, biological process: adenylate cyclase-activating G protein-coupled receptor signaling pathway; cell surface receptor signaling pathway.